AUGUACACUUACAUGAUGGGCGGCACCGCCGUGGGGCACAAUCGCAAGAGCAAAGAAGAAGAAGAAGAAGAAGAAGAAGAAGAAGAAGCUGAGACUGUUGAGAGGACUGGGCUCGACCCUCUGCCCGGUUUCAUCUUCCAACAAGCAACACAGGUCGUCAUCCAGUGUCUUACCUCUACCUCUGGUCCAUUCGUCCUCGGCUCCCAGGGCGUCGGCAAAACAUCCCUGGUGACGCGCUUCUGCAAGGGUGCCUUCAACCCGGCCCAGAUCACCUCGACCGUUGGCGCCAGCAUGAUGACCAAGCGCAUUAUCGACACCGAUACCGAUACCGUGGUGCGCUUGCAGAUAUGGGAUACUGCCGGCCAAGAACGAUUCCGCUCCAUCUCCCGCCUCUACUACCGCGGCGCCAACGCCUGCAUCCUCUGCUACUCCAUCACCGACGCCGCCUCCUUCGCCGAGAUGGGCAUGUGGCUGACAGAACUACGGCGCAACCUGCCUCAGGACAUAGUCCUGCACGUCGUCGGCACCAAGGCCGACAUCGUCGCCCGCGACCCUUCCAAACGCGAAGUGCCCUUUGAGCGCUGCAUCGCCUACGUAGCCGAGAACCUGAACCCGGGCGUGGGGUCGACACCGCCACCUACUGCUACGCCUUUGGGAAUGCCGGGGAUUCCGGGGAUCCCAGGGGUAAUGAAUUUAAGUAGUGGUGGUUUGGGAGGGUGGGCAGGGACAGGGACAGGAGCGACGACGACGACGACAGCUACUGGAACUACAGCGUCAGCAACAACAACAACAACAACAACAACAACAACAACAACAGAAAGACCAGAAGGAAGAUCUGGAGGAGGGAUAACAGGUCUAGGAGGACUAGGCGGUAUCAGACUAAGAGGAGGAGAAGCAAACAAUGCCGCCCAACGAGAAACCCACCAUCAGAACGUCGGUGAAGGAAGCAACAACACCACAACAACAAUAACCGGCGGAGGAGGACCAAGACACCCGCGUCUACGCAACCACCCCCAUGGCCAUGGCCAUGGCUUCCAAAGCACCACCGAACCCCGCUCCCCCUCCAGCAAACGCUCCUCGGGCUUCUGGGGCCAAGAAGUCGGCUGGGACGCCUGCCACGAGAUCUCGGCUGAAUCAGGCGAAGGGGUAGAAGAAGUCUUUCGCGUGGUUACACGCAAGCUGGUGGAACAAAACCGCAAGAUGCAGCAAGCUUUGUUGGCCGCCGCCGCUUCCACCCCAGGUGUCUUCACUCCUGGCGGGUUCUUUGGGCCGGGGACUGGUGGGUAUUAUCCUGAUGGUACAGGAACAGGAGGAGGAGGAGGGGGAGGAGGGCCGGGUGGCGGAGGACCGGGUGGUGCUGGUUAUGGAGGUCCUGGAGGAGGUGGUGGUGCCGGCGGUGGUGGUGCUGUUGGGAAUGGAGUGUCGGGGUACUUUGAUUUGAACCCGCGAGCGACGUUUCGGGGAGGUCGGGAGGUCGGUGCUUGA
Neurospora tetraspora is the source of this 1485-nucleotide messenger RNA. RefSeq names its product P-loop containing nucleoside triphosphate hydrolase protein. Gene Ontology annotation, biological process: intracellular protein transport. Lineage: Eukaryota; Fungi; Ascomycota; Sordariomycetes; Sordariales; Sordariaceae. The record is from RefSeq and is a predicted model, not a curated record. The coding region runs from base 1 to 1485 and encodes 494 amino acids. Gene Ontology annotation, cellular component: endomembrane system. Gene Ontology annotation, molecular function: GTP binding; GTPase activity. The transcript has 5 exons.